GCAGCCGCGUCGGGUGAGCGUCUGGCGAGAGAGAGGCGGCAACACUCCCUGGCCGAGAAAGAUGUCGUCGCCAACGCCGCCUGAGGGAGGGGAAUCUCCGCGAGGCCCGCCUGUGGGCGCGAGGCAGCGGUGGGCGACGGGCCGGGCUGGGGCUCCCGCUGGGCUGGCUGCGAGGCCCGGCGUCGAUGCGGCCCGGCGGGGGCUGAAGGUUCGCAACGCGCUCACCGCUCUUGGCAUCGGAGCCGUGGUCGCGGCCAUUUAUGGCUACACCUUUUAUUCUGUCUCCCAAGAGCGCUUCCUGGAUGAGUUAGAACUGGAGGCUGAAGUUGUGCGGGCUCGAGCAGCAAAGACCCCAACGGACUGAGGUUGGCAGAAUACUUGACAGAAAUGAGCCGCUACAGUAGAUGCACAGGUUUACAAUUGGACUGUCUCUACUCUUAAUGCCAGUUGAAGACAUGUUGGCACAAUGCCUCAUCUUAAGAAAACUGGUCACUGCAUUUAUUGGUAAACCACUUUGCCAUGGCUAAUAUGUGAAAGCUAAUCAUGGCUAACAUAUGAAUAGUUAAUCCUUCUAACUAUUUAAUGUGAAUCAAUAAACCAGCUCAGUGGAGGAUGA
Elgaria multicarinata webbii is the source of this 616-nucleotide messenger RNA. RefSeq lists its product as uncharacterized. NCBI's taxonomy places the organism in Eukaryota, Metazoa, Chordata, Lepidosauria, Squamata, Anguidae. The coding region runs from base 62 to 364 and encodes 100 amino acids. Gene Ontology annotation, cellular component: mitochondrial inner membrane. The transcript has 2 exons. Gene Ontology annotation, biological process: mitochondrial respiratory chain complex IV assembly. The record is from RefSeq and is a predicted model, not a curated record.